Molecule: messenger RNA, 3162 nt
Organism: Lathyrus sativus (Indian pea)
Lineage: Eukaryota; Viridiplantae; Streptophyta; Magnoliopsida; Fabales; Fabaceae
Source: the annotation of a GenBank genome assembly
AUGACAAUGGAAGAAGAACAAGUUUCCUUAGCAGGAACACUCCCUUUUGAUAGAGCUGUUGAACAGGCAAUUGUAUCUAUAAAGAAAGGUUCAUAUUUACUCAAAUGUGGUAGUAGAGGAAAGCCUAAGCUAUGUCCUUUCAGGCUUUCUCCGGAUGAGAGAAAUUUGAUCUGGUGCUCAGGGCAGCAGGAGAAGCAUUUGCGGUUGAGCGGCGUUACCAAAAUUGUUCAAGGACAAGGAAAUAAUAUAAGGACUCAGAAACAAAGCGAAACCGAAAAGGAAUGCCAUUCGUUUUCACUGAUCUAUGCUAAUGGUGAACACUCUCUUGAUCUGAUAUGCAAGGACAAAUCUCAAGCUGCUACUUGGUUUGUUGGAUUGAAAGCAGUGAUUUCAAGGUGCCAGCAACCAAAAGCUUUUAGUAGUUUAAGAAGCUGCAAAGGAGUGCAGAGUUGUGUUAGUAGUCCGGCCGGAAUUUUACGCCGAAAGAAAAAUCUCGGUCUUAUAGACGACACCUCUCAAUUUACUCAGGUACAUAGUGUAUGUGCAAGUCCAAGUUUGUCACUUUCAGAAAGGUGUUUUUCUGAUGGCAUGUCAUAUGCAUCUGAUAACUUCUAUUCGUCGGCAUCAUCGCUUUCCAGCAUUCAUGGUAUAGCAGAUAAUUCAGUCCCAAGUUCGCCAUAUAUUAAUCCAGAUAUUCAUAGCCAUAUUAAAACAUCUCGUUUCGAAAAGGAGUACAAAAAGGAUUUGUCAUCAUAUAGAUCGAUCAUGGCCCCUACCUCGCCACAUGUAGGAAAUAACAGUAGCAAUGUGUUGAAGGAUGUAAUGAUAUGGGGUGGAGGAAUUGGUUGCCUUGUAGGGAUUGUGAAUGAGAGAUUUGUUCAAAAUAGUAAUUAUUCUUUAGUGCCGAAGUUACUCGAAUCCACGGCAAUGUUAGAUGUUCAAAAUGUAGCUUUAGGAGGAAACCAUGCUGCUAUAGUUACAAAACAAGGUGAAGUAUUCUGUUGGGGUCAAGGGAAGUGGGGAAGGUUGGGGCAGAGAAUUGAUAUGGACACCAGUUCCCCGAAAAUAGUUGAUUCUCUUAGUGAUAUUCGUGUAAAAAACGUUGCAUGCGGUGAGUAUCAUACAUGUGCUUUGACGGAUUCUGGCGAAGUAUAUGCGUGGGGGAACGAUGUUUCUUGUUCGGGUUUGGUUGAUGAAGGAAGGAUUAGAAGUCAGUGGUUAACGCAUAAACUUUCUUUACCUGUAGAGGGUAUUAGUAUUUCGAGUGUUUCUUGUGGCGAAUGGCAUACCGCUAUGGUCUCUAGCUGCGGUCGGUUGUUUACAUAUGGAGACGGUACGUUUGGAGUGCUUGGACAUGGGAAUUAUCAGAGCACUUCUAGUCCAAAAGAGGUUCAGUCUCUUAAGGGUCUAUGUGUGAGGUCUGUUACUUGUGGAACAUGGCAUACGGCUGCAAUCAUCGAAGUCAUUGCCGACCGUUUUAAGUACAAUACUUCUACCGGUAAGCUGUUUACAUGGGGUGAUGGAGAUGAAGGGAGACUCGGUCAUUCUGAUAACGGAAACAAACUCGUACCUACAUGUGUUUCGCAGCUUGUCGACUACGAUUUUGUUCAAGUAUCUUGUGGAAGGACGAUGACAUUAGCACUUACUAGCAUGGGGAAAGUUUUUGCAAUGGGAAGUUCAAAGUUUGGACAAUUGGGAAAUCCACAUGUUAAGGAUAGAGCAGUUAUCGUUGAAGGAAUGCUUAAACAAGAGUAUGUUAAAAAGAUAUCUUGUGGUUCAUAUCAUGUUGCGGUUUUGACAUCUUCAGGGAGUGUGUACACAUGGGGCAAAGGCGAAAAUGGACAACUCGGGCUUGGCGAUACCGAAAACCGAUACACACCUUCUUUUGUUGAGACAUUAAGAGACAGGCAGGUAGAAACAAUAACGUGUGGUCCAAGUUUCACAGUUGCAAUAUGUUUGCAUAAACCAAUUUCAAUUAGUGACCAAUCAAGCUGUAGUGGUUGUAGGUUACCAUUUGGCUUCACAAGGAAGAAACAUAACUGUUAUAACUGCGGUCUUUUGUUCUGCGGCACUUGUAGUAGCAAAAAGGUUAUGAACGCUUCUCUAGCCCCGGUUAAAAGCAAGGCCUUUCGCGUUUGUGAUUCGUGCUUUGAUAGAAAGCAAGGUAACAGUAGUGCACAUUCAACUAUGGACUCAUCAAAGUCUAGAAAUUAUAACCAUCAGCAUUUACAAAAGCAUAAGAACAAGAGUUAUGAUCUCACUGAAGAUAGAGGUGAAACAAAUGUGACAAACGGUCCUUUAUUAUCGCUUGGUCAAUCGUGUUACCGGAAAAACAUGCCUAGUGGAAGGAAGGUUUGGAAAAACCAACAAGAAAGCCAACAGGAUUUAGAAGAUAGUUCUUCUAAGUUUGGUAGUUUGCCACAAUGUGGACAAAUUCCAUGUUCGGCACAAUUUCGAAGCAAUUGUACAGAUAAUUCAGCUGUGCAUGAUUCUUCACCACUCAAUGUAGAAUCCACAGAUAUGAAGUCUGAUAAGUUACUCAUAGAAGUUCAGAGGCUGAGAGCUGAGGCUAGAAGACUUGAAAAGCAAUGUGAACUCCAAAACCACGAAAUACAAGAGUGUCAACAUAAAAUCGAAGAGAGUUGGUCUGUGGCGAAAGAGGAAGCUGCAAAGUGCAAAGCAGCAAAAGAGGUCAUAAAAGCUUUGGCAUUAAGGCUUCACACAUUAUCAGGAAAAGAUAAUCAUGGACUAGAACAAAAAGCCGGGCUACAGGAAUUUCUUCCGAAUUUGGCACAGAUACAUACAGAUUCGAAUACUCCAAGAAAUACCAACAUGGACAGUCUAUCGAAUUCACCUAUAGUAUUUUCCAGUGCAUUAAGAUCCAAAUUUGGUAGAAGUAUGCUCCUCAAAAAUGACAAUUCGAUGCACAACAACGCUAGCCUCACCAUACCAGAAUCUCAACAAGACACUGCAGAUAGCUUGAAGGCUGAAUGGGUAGAACAGUACGAGAAUGGUGUUUACAUCACAUUAAUAACUUCGCCGAGCGGAGAAAAAGGACUUAAGCGCGUGAGAUUCAGCCGGAAGCGAUUUGCACAAAAGGAAGCUGAAAGAUGGUGGGAAGAGAAUCAAGCAAAAGUGUAUCAUAAGUAUGGAAUUGAAUGA